AUGGACGCGGAAGUGGAGAAAAGGCCGCCCCGACAAAUCAUUAGAGGAAAGGUGUUCCUUUCGUUGGAGCACGCUCAAGCAAUGUCGGGGCACGUGUUUGACCGAACGAAAUACGACACCACAUCGGAAUGGGAGGAAUCACAAAACGUACCACCACCCGCUGAAAGAAAACCAUCACGAGCGGAAUUGGUUGCUCAAGCGCGAAAGACAUACGAUGCGGAGUGUAUGCGAAUGGGUGGACCUUUCAAUCCGAUCAAGGAUGAUAUCAACGAUGUGCUUUCGGAUGUCGAAUACAUCUCUGACAACGAUUUAACUUCUGUUGCAUCAACGACAAUGGUUCCAGAGAAAAAAAAGAGCAGAGAAGAAGUAAUCACGGAGAAUCGAGCCAAAUAUGAUAAUGAAUGUGCAGUUCUUGGUGGACCUUUCAAUCCAAUCAAAGAGUCAAUUGCGAAUCGUCUUUCCGAAGUUCAGUACAUCUCCGACAACGAUUUCAGUCGUCUUGAUCCUGAGAAAACACUGACCAGCAAGCUUGCAACUGGAAAGAACGAGGAAAAACGAGCCAAGUCAGCAACGAUGAAUUGGUUGCCAAGUCAAUCUACUCCAAACAAUUCUCGCAUGCCACCAGUGAUGACGCUUGAUGAAUCAUCGAUUAUGGUGUUGGAUGGAUGUAACGAGAAUGUGUUUGUGGAUUCAAGGCUCGGAGAAAGCGCACGACAUUUCCUUCCCAAAGAGCAGCCGACGGUUGAAGAUAUGGAGGUCGAUACAAGCAGCUAUUAUCAAUUUCCUAAUGCCAAAACUUUGGAACCGCAAAAAAACAUGAAAGUACUGGAGGCACCGAAGAAAAACUUCGCUCCACCAAUUCGAUAUUCGACGGCUCCAAUGGUUUUAGCCGUGAACAAACUCCAUCUGAAGGGCAGUCCUGCUAUAGUUGAAGCCGAAAGUCAAGCUAUGAACAGCAGCGUAUGUUUGCCAUUGAAACGUCUACAAUUGACACCGGGAACAAAAAGUUAUCAAAAUAAGAGUCCUCACGGGACGGCGCGUGGACUUUUUGAUCGACUGUCUACCCCAAAGCAAGGUUGUUCAAAGGAUAAUUGUGAAGCACGUGCUGUUCCUAACCCCUACAAUUUUGUCACGCCCAUGAAGCCCAAGAGUGCUAGUUAUUCAUUGCUCGCUGCACCGUUACCAGAUGGAAAAACUCUGAAAUUCAAAAGAUCGGGUCAAGCUGUUAAUUCCAGAGAUGUUCCCAAGCUUUCAUUUGAUGCGAGUCAAGAAACAAUUAGCGACACUGGGGUGCCAAUUAUGCAAUCACUUGACUUCUUAUCGGGCGAGAAAACGAUUAUUACGCAGCCAGCCAAUACGCAUCAAAAUGUUCCCAAUGCCCCACUCCGAUUGUUAAGCGAUGACGAUGAUGUUGGUUCGGAUUCGCUAGAUAAUGGAAAGGAAACACUUGAGGCCUUGCCGGAAAAAUUAAUUAGAUCAGCGGUUCAGAAUACGGAUGAUUUCAAUGUAACUACAGGCGGUGGAGAUAGCACCAUGGGUAGCUGUUCUGAUGCAACAAUCGUCCACAUCCGGGCAACUAAGGCCCGAAACGAUGAACCAGAGUAUUUGAUAUUGGUUCCACCAAAGAUUGAACUAUCACAGCCCGGUGACGGUCGUCGGUAUCCAAAAAGAAAUCGUGUCCCAAGACUCAAUGGAGCUUUGGGCGAGCGGCCAAUCUAUGAGAUGAGCCCAACUAGCAAGGGAUGGACACUUGUCGGGGUUGAACCGGGUCGAGUGACAGAAAAGCUUUUGAUAAAGAAUCGGGUGGCGGACAAUAAACAAUUGAUGGAAAAACAAAACCUUGACGCCAAACAUCGAAAGGACCGAAAGGAAGUUUACGCAAAUGCCCGUCGAGCACGUGCCGUGCUUGAAGACAACAAUGACGAG
Molecule: messenger RNA, 1926 nt
Organism: Mesorhabditis belari
Lineage: Eukaryota; Metazoa; Nematoda; Chromadorea; Rhabditida; Rhabditidae
Source: the annotation of a GenBank genome assembly